AUGUAUAAUGUGGUCAACUUCCGGCAAUAUUUGAAUGUUUCACAUCAGCUGCAGUUACAGUUGUCAUUACUGGCCUGUGUAAAGAUUUUACAAGGGAACAUCGAUGAAAAAAUGGCACAAAAUCGUAGCAGAUCUGGUAAAAACAAGAUCAUUCCUAGAUCUAUCACAAAGACAGCACACAGCAAUGGUUCAAUUACCUACAACCUGCUCGCAAUCACUGACAUGGAUGAAGCAGGAAGAGAGGCAAAAGAUAAAUAUAACUGGCGCGCUGUAACUAGGAAUGGAACACUUACUAUAAGUCAAGACAAAAAAACGGUGACCGUGAACUGGUUGGAGAGUUCUGAUAAGAAUAUCACUUCGGGACUGAAUUACAAAGGAAGAGCAAUGGAGUUGUCGGAUCUCUCAGAAUACAACGGACACCUCCUCUCACCUGACGAUAAGACCGGAAUGUUGUACGAAAUUGAAGAUGGGAAGGCAAUUCCAUGGGUUUUCCUUAACUCUGGACCAGGAAACACAACUAAAGGAAUGAAAGCAGAGUGGUUAACUGUAAAGGAUGGUUUGCUGUAUGUAGGAGGCCACGGUUGUGAAUACAGAAACAAGACCGGAGCUGUAGUGAGCGAAGAUGCAAUGUGGAUCAAGACCAUAACAAAAGCCGGAGAGGUAGAAGGCAAGAACUGGACGGAUAUUUAUUCGAGAAUGCGCGACAUAGCUGGGUACUCAGCUCCCGGUUACUUGACGCAUGAGGCUGCACAAUGGUCAGAGAUUCGUAAGAAGUGGUAUUUCCUACCUAGAAAAGCUUCAACAACAGCCUACAAUGAGAAAGACGACGAGACGAAGGGUGCCCACAUUUUAAUCGAAGCUGAUCCCGAACUAACCGAGUUCAAGGUGAUUUACGUUAAAAAUCCCAAAGGUAGUCGCAAGGAUCAUCCAGAAAGAGGCUUCUCUGCCUUCGACUUCAUUCCAAAUACUGAUGAUAAACUGUUUGUUGCAAUUAAAUCAAAGGAAGUGACGGGUAGUUCUCCUGAGAGCUACAUUACCGUGUUCAACGUCGAUGGUCAGGGCUGUUUGGAACGUCGCGUUUACCACCAACAAAUUCUUCUCAGCUUCAAGAUGCGGUUCCACAAUAAAAACCAAGGAGUUCCUCUUCAACCAAAAAUCGACAUGUCAGUCCCCAACACUGCUAAUGGAGUGACCGCCGGUAAAGAAACCCUUCCAAUUUGGAGGAAUCACUUCAAGGACAUGCUGAACCCGCAAACGUCGUCAGUUCCUGAACUUCAGCACGUUGAUGGACCGACUUAUGCGGUUAACGAAGAACCACCGACCGAGUCAUAG
Molecule: messenger RNA, 1332 nt
Organism: Necator americanus (New World hookworm)
Lineage: Eukaryota; Metazoa; Nematoda; Chromadorea; Rhabditida; Ancylostomatidae
Exons: 10
Coding region: 1-1332 (443 amino acids)
Biological process (GO): proteoglycan biosynthetic process
Molecular function (GO): calcium ion binding; UDP phosphatase activity; GDP phosphatase activity
Source: RefSeq, a predicted model, not a curated record